AUGGAAACUGAUGAGUACGCUAUCUGGAGAACAGCUCCUGACGCAAGCAGGCUAUGCUAUCAGCAUUUCCUAUGGAGAGAAUUAUUUAAUGGAAAUAUUCAUCCAUCCAUAAAAUUGGAGGACAGGCAGGGCCUCCGUAUUGCCGAGUUCGCCGCGGGUCACUGUUUAUGGGCAAUGCAGGUUGCUCAGGAGUUCCCAUUAGCCGCAGUGGAAGCAUCAGACAUUGAUCUCAACCUUGUACCGCCGUCAUCAGAACGACCAUCCAAUCUUUCGAUUGCGAAAUGGAGCUUCUUCGAUAGGGUCCCAGAGAAGUGGCUGGGGGCCUUCGACUUAAUUCAUAUCCGUCUCCUCAUUCAACCAUUUGCAGGUUUCCAAGAUCCGAGACCUGUGCUUGAGAAGUUCGUUUCGAUGCUGAAACCGGGAGGCUAUCUACAAUGGGACGAAUAUGACUACGCGGACGCGGACAAGGGCCAUGUAUAUUCAGUGGAUAACCCAGAGCAUGUACCAAACCCACACGAGACUCAUAACUCAUCUACAAGAAUAUGGCAGCUAAUCAUGGACACCUUUGGCUGGCCGCAAGAACACUUCGCCAAGCUUUCCACGUAUUUCACUGAAGCUGGCCUUGAAGAAGUGCAGGACCACAAGAUCAGACCGCCACCUUCGGUAUUCAGAGCUUUUCACGAACAUUGGUAUGCCUUAAUUGCACAGCUGCUGCCUGUCCUUGAGGCAAAAGAUGUCACGGCAGGGAUCGAAGCAAGAAAAUUAGUGACUCAGAUUAGGGAGGAUUCACAAAGGCAUGGGGUUUUCAGUGCACAUAUCACCAAAUUUGUCGUGGGCAGAAAGCGUGACGAUAAAAGUGACGCAAGGCUACUGCGCUCGAAGCUAUAG
Exophiala bonariae is the source of this 888-nucleotide messenger RNA. RefSeq lists its product as uncharacterized. The record is from RefSeq and is a predicted model, not a curated record. The transcript has 2 exons. Lineage: Eukaryota; Fungi; Ascomycota; Eurotiomycetes; Chaetothyriales; Herpotrichiellaceae. The coding region runs from base 1 to 888 and encodes 295 amino acids.